Solea senegalensis (Senegalese sole) is the source of this 2039-nucleotide messenger RNA. Its product is annotated as coiled-coil domain-containing protein 134-like. NCBI's taxonomy places the organism in Eukaryota, Metazoa, Chordata, Actinopteri, Pleuronectiformes, Soleidae. The record is from RefSeq and is a predicted model, not a curated record. The coding region runs from base 334 to 1023 and encodes 229 amino acids. The transcript has 7 exons.
CCACAUCCUCCUCUUUGCCGGGCGCCCCUCUCGCUGUCAUUCGUCCAAAAGCGAACCAGCCGGUGCGAUCGUGGCGCUGGCGGAGUGGAGCAGCGAGCGCCGCAUGUAAAUGAACACCUCCACCUCCGUGUCGCUGUCACCUGAGGAUCGUGAGUGGGUGAACUAACAGCCGCGUCCACCUCCUUAUCGAGAAGCCGACCUUUAACGAGCUGAGUGGAGAUACGAAGGUGAAACUGAGCUACUUUGUAGCAGAGACUGCCAGAUCAUCGCUGCUGUGCGUCGCCGCCGUUUCUCGCAACAACACGGGUGCCUCUCUGCUGCUCCCUGCUGACCAUGCAGAGUGCCUGCACAGUGUUCGUGGCACUGGCCGCUGCCUUCUUCAGCUCGGCCGACUCUGACACGCACAGACCAAGACAUGACUCCAACCUGGAGAUCUACAAGCGGCUGUUUGAGACCAAGAGGAAAGAUCAGCUGAAUGCGCUUAAGAACCUUGUCGAGCUGAACGACAUCAACCAGCAGUACAAGAUCAUAGACAUCAUGCUCAAGGGUCUUUUCAAGGUGUUGGAGGACUCCAGACAAGUCCUGGUUGCGGCCAACAUGCAGCCUGACGAUCCCUUCCCCAUGGACGAUAAGAUCAAAGAAGCUUAUUCCCACGUGGUGGAGAAUACUGCAUUUUUUGGAGACGUGGCAUUGCGUUUCCCCCGCAUUGUCCAUCACUACUACGACCGGAACGCCGACUGGGGAGGUCUGCUGCGCUGGGGACUGAAUUUCUGUAACCAAACGGGGGUUUUCACUGGAGGAGCCCACCAACAUGUCCUCACACUUAUGUCACAGGAGCUGGGAAUAACGGAGAAAUCACCAGACUUUAUAAACCCGUACCGCACAGAGAGAGAUGACGUGCUUCACACAGCAGAGGCUUUCCAAAAGAUCCUGAGGGAGGAGGAGAAGAGGAGGAGGAAGGAGGAGAAGAGGAAAGAAAUCAGAAAAGGCCCCCGCAUGUCCCGCUCUCGCACUGAGCUAUAGCGCUGCACCUCGGUGCUUGUGCAGAGCAGAAAAUAAAGGAGGAGGAGGAGAAAGAAGAGGGAGCAAAUGCACAGUCCACAAGGGUUGGCUUGACUUGUAGACUCAGAUGACAGUGACAAACAUAAAAACAUCACUGCCAUCACUUGUACAAAAGCCUGGUGCUCUGUUGAAAAGAAGAGAGGAACCCUCAAUUUGACACAACAAAGUAAAAAAGAAGUGGAUGUUAGUCUGACAAAGGCCUGAAUUGCUGUACUCAUUUUUUUUACAGUGAUUUAUAAUCGGGUCAACUAACGUUGUAUGAGAUGUAAACAAUGUCUCUAGAAUACGAGUUAAGAAAAAAGAACAAAUUUUUCAUUACAUAAUUGUACUUUGGAAUAUAAGUAAUUUCAAUAAAUUUGCUUCAGAACUUUGCAAACCCUUACUGUUCUGUGUUUGGUCUAGAUUGUAUGUGUCCUAAAGUCCAAAUGCGUGUGUUUGCCAAAUAAAUAUACAUAUUUGACCUCGCCUCAUUAAAAUCCAGACAGUUUCUGGAUAGGUUGAGCUUGAUUCGAUGAUAGAAUAUAGUUGUAUUUAAUUUUCUUUUUCUUUAUUUUUUAAUUGUGAUUUGUUGAAGCUGAGGGAUGUUUGUGAAUAUUCGGAUUUACAUUCUCAUUGCUGCUCCAGGUUGUUAGUAUGCCUCUUAAACUUUGUUCAACAUUAUGGUUCAUUUUUAAAACUUACUUUGAUUCUUAUUUAGUGAUUUCUUUUUUGACCCCUUGAAUUCAUUGAUCCCAGUGAACAGUUCUGUUAGCCAGUAAUACAGUAUGUGACGCCUGUUUUUUAUUGUUUUUUUAUGUUGUUUCCCUUUGUUUUGUUGCUUUCUUUUCAUCAUUGCUGGAAAUUGAUAGUAAAAAAAAAUUAUUAUGACUGUUAUAAAACUAUAUGUAUAUUCAGAGAGAGUGAAUAUCAUUGCUGCAGAAUCAACAAGCCAUUUUGUUAUCAGAUUUAUGGAAAUAAAGGGAUUCUGAUAUGCACAA